CGGGCGGGGGGGGGGCGGGGGGCGAAAGACCGGCGAACACCUCCUCUUAACUCUCGCAGCACCGCGAGCGAACGACUGCAUCAGCUGCCUCGGGCCGGGAGCGGCCGACACAAGGAGAGGGGCCAGCGCGGCGGCAGCUUCGGCAGCGAGCGCGGCCUGGGAGGCUGCGGGGCGCCCCCUCACUCCCCGCCGGGUGGCAGCCCCGGAGCGGGCGGGGGGCGCCGGAGGCACACUCCGGCGAUGAAGCGGCUUCCUCCUCGGCUGGUGCGAGCCGGGGCCAGGGUCCAAGGACAAAGCCGGGAAGCGCUGGUGGCGCCCCGCCUCGGGCUGAGGGGGGGGCAUGCACCUGCAUAGCCCGCCGGGCUUCGGCUCUCCCGGCGCGCCUCAACUCCGCGGCUCCGCUAGCCGGCUCCGGAUUUACUAGAAGCCAUUUUGUCUCCCCCACCCCUCCCCUCCCCUCUGCCCUCCCCGCCCCCUCUACUUCCCCCUUUUGUUAAUUAAAACUAAGAAGUGAGAAUGGGAACGAGGUGGCCAGCUCCGGCGGCGAACGCUUAAGGACACCGCGCCAGUUCUUCCCUCCCUUCCUUCCUUCCGAGAUGGAAAGAGGAGCUCCUAGCUCACUUAAGCCGGGGUAGGGCUGGUUCUCCUUUCCGAGCCAAAAUCCCAGGCGGUGGUGAAUUAUGAACGUGCCACACCAUGAAGCUCUUGUGGCAGGUAACUGUGCACCACACCUGGAAUGCCGUCCUGCUCCCCGUCGUCUACCUCACGGCGCAAGUGUGGAUUCUGUGUGCAGCCAUCGCUGCUGCCGCCUCCGCCGGGCCCCAGAACUGCCCGUCUGUCUGCUCGUGCAGUAACCAGUUCAGCAAGGUGGUGUGCACCCGCCGGGGCCUCUCCGAGGUCCCUCAGGGUAUUCCUUCCAACACCCGGUACCUCAACCUCAUGGAAAACAACAUCCAGAUGAUCCAGGCUGACACCUUCCGCCACCUCCACCACCUGGAGGUCCUGCAGCUGGGCAGGAACUCCAUCCGGCAGAUCGAGGUGGGGGCCUUCAACGGCCUGGCCAGCCUCAACACCCUGGAGCUGUUUGACAACUGGCUGACAGUCAUCCCGAGCGGGGCCUUCGAAUACCUGUCCAAGCUGCGGGAGCUCUGGCUGCGCAACAACCCCAUAGAAAGCAUCCCCUCUUACGCCUUCAACCGGGUGCCCUCCCUCAUGCGCCUGGACUUGGGGGAGCUCAAGAAGCUAGAGUACAUCUCGGAGGGGGCUUUUGAGGGACUGUUCAACCUCAAGUACCUGAACUUGGGCAUGUGCAACAUUAAAGAUAUGCCCAACCUCACCCCCCUGGUGGGGCUGGAGGAGCUGGAGAUGUCAGGAAACCACUUCCCUGAGAUCAGGCCUGGCUCCUUCCAUGGCCUGAGCUCCCUCAAGAAGCUGUGGGUCAUGAACUCACAGGUCAGCUUGAUCGAGCGGAAUGCUUUUGAUGGGCUGGCCUCCCUGGUGGAACUCAACUUGGCCCACAAUAACCUCUCUUCUUUGCCCCAUGACCUCUUCACCCCACUGAGGUACCUGGUGGAGUUGCACCUACACCACAAUCCUUGGAACUGUGAUUGUGACAUUCUGUGGCUAGCCUGGUGGCUUCGAGAGUACAUACCCACCAAUUCCACCUGCUGUGGCCGCUGUCAUGCUCCCUUGCACAUGCGAGGCCGCUACCUGGUGGAGGUGGACCAGGCCUCCUUCCAGUGCUCUGCCCCCUUCAUCAUGGAUGCACCUCGGGACCUCAAUAUCUCUGAGGGUCGGAUGGCAGAACUUAAGUGUCGGACUCCCCCCAUGUCCUCCGUGAAGUGGCUGCUGCCCAAUGGGACAGUGCUCAGCCACGCCUCCCGCCACCCACGGAUCUCUGUCCUCAACGACGGCACCUUGAACUUUUCCCAUGUGCUGCUCUCAGACACUGGGGUAUACACAUGCAUGGUGACCAACGUGGCGGGCAACUCCAAUGCCUCGGCCUACCUCAACGUGAGCACGGCCGAGCUCAACACCUCCAACUACAGCUUCUUCACGACUGUCACAGUGGAGACCACUGAGAUCUCGCCUGAGGAUACAACACGGAAGUACAAGCCCGUUCCUACUACGUCCACUGGUUACCAGCCGGCAUAUACCACCUCUACCACGGUGCUCAUUCAGACCACCCGUGUGCCCAAGCAGGUGGCGGUAACCGCGACGGACACCAAUGAUAAGAUGCAGACCAGCCUGGAUGAAGUCAUGAAGACCACCAAGAUCAUCAUUGGCUGCUUCGUGGCAGUGACUCUGCUAGCUGCUGCCAUGUUGAUUGUCUUCUAUAAACUUCGCAAGCGGCACCAGCAGAGGAGUACAGUCACAGCUGCCCGGACUGUUGAGAUUAUCCAGGUGGAUGAAGACAUCCCAGCGGCGGCAUCUGCAGCAGCAGCAGCAGCAGCUCCAUCCGGUGUAUCAGGUGAGGGGGCAGUCGUGCUGCCCACAAUUCAUGACCAUAUUAACUACAACACCUACAAACCAGCACAUGGGGCCCACUGGACAGAAAACAGUCUGGGGAACUCUCUGCACCCCACAGUCACUACUAUCUCUGAACCUUAUAUCAUUCAGACCCAUACCAAGGACAAGGUACAGGAAACUCAAAUAUGACUCCCCCCCCCCAAACUUAUAAAAUGCAAUAGAAUGCACACACACACAAAAGACAGCAACUUUUGUACAGAGUGGGGAGAGACUUUUUCUUGUAUAUGCUUAUAUAUUAAAUCUAUGGGCUGGUAAAAGAAACAGAUUAUAUUAAAAUUUAAAAAGAAAAAUCAAAACAAAACUAUUUUCUAACUUGUAAGUUCUAUUUAAAGGGGGUGGGGGACCUUGGGAAUGUUGUGGGAUAGAAGCCACAAGUCAGUCUGCUGUGCUGCCAGGAGAGAUUUCUGGUAUAGGGUUGAAACUGCUAAAAUAAAACAAACUAAAACACCAACCAAUAUCCCUAAAGAGUUAGGGUGUGGGCUGCUGAGGGGUGGAGGGUAGACUGAACUGUCAUUUUUUAGAAGAUGCUUCAUAGGACACAGGAAUACCCAUUUCUCUAGACAUCUUUCUUAGGCUGAGAGCUGUCUUUGCAGAUUUAUCUUAUUUAAACAAAGAAUACAAACAAACGAAAAAGAGCACUAAGAAUUUGUACUGUGCUUAAAAUGUUGAGAGGCAAUAAUUUUUUCUUCAGAGGCCAAGGGAAAGACAGACCUGUAAAAUGUAGUUUAAACAGGAAAACCACCAAAAUUCAACUGAAACCUUAAGGGACCGAGUAUGUGCAUCCCUGUGCACAAGUCUUCUUGGUUUGUGCAGUGGGACACAGCGUGACCCGCCUGACAGAGGGCUUCGGGAAGGAGCAGAGAAGGAAGGGAGCUGGCGUAGCUGUCAGUCAAGCGCUUUCACAUUGCACCAGAUUCCUGCAGUUGGGCUUAACCCACUCUGUGCAAGGCAUGUGUCUAUUCAGGGCUUCCCAGGAGAAGGAGGUGGCCCCUGGGGGGGCAGGGGGGCGUGGUACCAAAGGGGGAUGGGAAGGGAGAGCAGAGGCAGAGAGAAGGUAUUCGCAGGAGGCCAUAACUCAGCAUUGUGCCAUGUCCACCUGUUGUUCCUGGUAUCUGACAAAUGAUUGUAGACAGUGAUGCAUUUGAUGAUUUUUUUUUUUUUAAAGGAUUGGUUUAAGGUGGACAAGGGGGGAGAGGCUGGGAGUGGGAAGCUUGGGGGAGUGGAAGCUUUUCUCAUGCUUGUGAUUUGGUGACUAUUCUAAAUGCUGAUUCAUUAGGGAUUAUUACUGCUGAUGUCAACUGGUUGUGGUGAUGGGGAGGGGGCAGGACAUGAGUAGAGAAGAAAGAGGAGAGACAAAAAGGGCACAGGCUCAUUGAAAGUGAUGAAGCCUUUCCUCACCAGGAUGGUUCACAAAAAAGAUGUGAAAUCCAGUUAAAACAAAGUGAUACACACAGAAUGAGUGUGGCAUGGAGUCCUGUUGAAUGUAGCACAAUGGGGGGAAAUGCUUCCCUCUCCCAGAGCUACCUCAGGAGGAGGGGGACGAGAAAGGGCGGGCGUGGGUGGGG
This is a messenger RNA of Globicephala melas (long-finned pilot whale), 4094 nucleotides long. RefSeq names its product leucine rich repeat containing 4 (gene LRRC4). Gene Ontology annotation, molecular function: protein binding. Lineage: Eukaryota; Metazoa; Chordata; Mammalia; Artiodactyla; Delphinidae. Gene Ontology annotation, cellular component: glutamatergic synapse; plasma membrane; postsynaptic density membrane. The record is from RefSeq and is a predicted model, not a curated record. Gene Ontology annotation, biological process: postsynaptic density protein 95 clustering; modulation of chemical synaptic transmission; excitatory synapse assembly.